Messenger RNA from Aplysia californica (California sea hare), 2603 nucleotides. Its product is annotated as N-sulphoglucosamine sulphohydrolase. Gene Ontology annotation, molecular function: N-sulfoglucosamine sulfohydrolase activity. Gene Ontology annotation, biological process: glycosaminoglycan catabolic process; heparan sulfate proteoglycan catabolic process. The record is from RefSeq and is a predicted model, not a curated record. Lineage: Eukaryota; Metazoa; Mollusca; Gastropoda; Aplysiida; Aplysiidae. Bases 168 to 2006 code for a protein of 612 amino acids. The transcript has 10 exons.
UACUUCGUUGCUUGAUCCAUUCUGUCUUAGCUUACACUUGGCUAUUAUGAUGGUUGCCGUUUUCUAAUGUUUCACGGUUUUUGAGCGAAAAGUGCGUCUGCAUUGAUUUGCCGACGAAGGGUGGAAUUUAAUUAAUAUAAGAUGUUACAAGGAACAUUUGAAAUAAAAUGACAAUGGGGUUAUGUAAAGAGGCCGUUGUUGUCUUUCUUCUCUCCUUCGUGCUCUUUGUCCAAGCUGAAGUGAAGCGUCACAGAAAUGUUUUGGUGUUUGUUGGUGAUGACUAUGGAUUUGAAUCUCAAGUUUAUAACAACAAAGUUUGUAAAACACCAAACUUGAAUGCUCUUGCACAACGCAGCCUAGUGUUUGACAAUGCUUUCACCUCAGUCAGCAGCUGUUCACCAAGCAGGUCAGCUAUUUUGUCCGGACUCCCUCAACACCAGAACGGCAUGUACGGGCUGCACCAUGGUGUGCACCACUUCAACUCUUUUGACGGGCUCAGAACUCUGCCAAACAUACUCAGCAAAGCUGGCAUUAAAACUGGUAUAGUUGGAAAGAAACAUGUGGGUCCUGAAUCUGUGUACAGUUUCGACUAUGAAGUUACAGAGGAGCAAAUCUCCAUCAUGCAAGCUGGCAGGAACAUAACGUUCAUGAAAGAGAAAGUCGCCGAGUUCUUUGCUCAGAAAGAAGAAGACAAACAGUUCUUCCUGUACAUCGGCUUCCACGACCCCCACCGCUGCGGCAGCACACACCCUCAGUACGGGCAGUUCUGUGAGAAGUUUGGUAAUGGCGAGCCAGGCAUGGGCGUCAUUCCAGACUGGACGCCCGUCUCGUACUCCGCGCAGGAAGUGGAGGUGCCAGACUUUGUCCAGGACACUCCAGCGGCCAGGGAGGACAUCGCUGCCCAGUACACGACGAUCAGCCGCAUGGAUCAGGGAAUUCAACUGAUCCUGACAGAGUUGGAGAAGGCCGGCCACUCUAACGACACUCUGGUUCUCUUCACCUCGGACAACGGGAUUCCCUUCCCAGAUGGGCGGACCAAUCUGUACACAGGAGGAGCGGCGGAACCUUUCCUGAUCUCCUCGCCGCUAGGACGCAGCAAAUGGGGACAGAGAAGUGACAUGAUGGUCAGUUUGCUGGACAUAGUUCCGACGGUCCUGGAUUGGUUCAACGUCAGAUACCCGUCCUACAAGCUGGAGAGCAAGAGGGUCAAGCUGACCGGUCAGUCCUUGCUCUCGGUGGUCAACGAUGACUCGGCUCUAGCGGCAGGAAAACUUCGUUCUGAGGACACCCCUGGUGGUGCAAGACACGGCGGUGUCCCCAAAGAUGCUGUAUUUGGCAGUCACGACCUCCACGAGGUCACCAUGUACUACCCCAUGAGGUCCGUCCGCACCAAAGACUAUCACCUCAUCCACAACCUCAACUUCAAAAUGCCCUUCCCGAUUGACCAGGACUUCUUCGUGUCUCCUUCGUUCCAAGACCUUCUCAACCGGACGCGAUCAGGCUCCCCUCUCCACUGGCACAAGACAUUGCAGACGUAUUACUACCGGCCCGAGUGGGAACUUUUCAGCCUGGCCUCCGAUCCGCAGGAGGUGACCAAUUUGGCAAACAAUCCCUCGUAUUCUGGAGUCCUGUCCGAGCUCCAGGCUCGGCUGAACGCCUGGCAGAAUUUGACCUCCGACCCGUGGAUCUGCGCGCCGUGGGGUGUGUUGGAGUAUCAGGGAAGGUACAAAUAUGACCCCCAGUGUCUUCCUCUCGGGAACGGGAUACCUUCUCAACUCGACAACUCGAGAAAGACACCGGCUGUCAGUGUCAGGCUCGUUACCUACGAGUAUUCCUCUACCUCUAGAUCUUUUAUGUUCUGGUUAACCUCUAGUCCAAAUUCAAUUUUCUUUGACUUUUGCGUGUACGCUUUAUUUGUGGGCUUCAGCAUUGUUUUCUUUGUCCGUCUUGCUCCUAAAAGAAAACUUGAAGUGAAAAUUGGGAUAGAUCUACCCUCUUCGAAAUAGUAGGGGAGCUCUGAGCAAAUUUCUGUCUGACCCAAUUAUUUUAACAUCACUUAUUUUGACUUAUAAAUUUAUGAGGGCACAAUCUAGAAUCCCCAACUAGGCCCGUACAGGCUACAUUUAAAUCUGUUUUAUUAUACUAAUAUAUGUGCACUUCAUAAUCAUAUUUUGAUUAGUGUCUGUGGUGUAGUGGUAAGGACCUUGGUUUUUUUCUUGCGAAAGGUGUUAGCUCAAUUCCCACUUUGGGAAAUUUCAUUUUAUUCAGGAUCUCUCUUUUUUCGGUGAGGGAUGCUAUAUAAUAUAUUAUAUAUAUCACACGCAGCCCAGCUGGCCACAACUGGCAGGUUCGAAGCAGCCCACCUCCCUUUUAAAUGACCUGAAAUGUGUCAAAAUGUGGCAAAUAGCAUAAUGUACUCAUGUAGAUACAAAAUCGUAAUAUUUUAAUGUGCCAUUUUAGGUGGCUGUUCUCUUUAUUGACUCCUCCUAUGACCUUUGACUUCUCCAGCAGAGAUCAGCUUCAUGUUUACUUCUGCUCAGGGUUCUUUGAGUGCUUGUAUCAUGUAUGUGGUGGGUAAGUGAAAUUUGACCAUAUCUCUUCCC